Molecule: messenger RNA, 2597 nt
Organism: Punica granatum (pomegranate)
Lineage: Eukaryota; Viridiplantae; Streptophyta; Magnoliopsida; Myrtales; Lythraceae
Source: RefSeq, a predicted model, not a curated record
AUGGAUCCAGAGACCGGGAAUCGCCGGAACAACGCCAAGAGGGAGUCGUGGAGGACUGUGCUGACACUUGCGUACCAGAGCCUGGGAGUGGUGUACGGGGACCUGAGCAUCUCGCCGCUGUACGUCUACAAGAGCACAUUCGCGGAGGACAUUCGCCACUCCGACACAAACGAGGAGAUCUACGGCGUGCUCUCGUUUGUGUUCUGGACCCUCACUCUGGUUCCCCUGCUCAAGUACGUGUUCAUCGUGCUCAGGGCGGAUGACAAUGGCGAGGGGGGCACUUUCGCGCUCUACUCCCUGCUGUGCCGACACGCCCGGGUCAACUCGCUCCCCAACUGCCAGGUGGCCGACGAAGAGCUCUCCGAGUACAAGAAGGAGGGCGCGAGCCUGUCGCCCAAGACUAGCUUCGGGACGAGGCUCAAGUCUGGCAUAGAGAGGCACAGGUUCCUGCAGAAAUUGUUGCUGAUCCUGGCUUUGAUCGGGACUUGCAUGGUGAUUGGCGACGGUGUGCUCACGCCGGCGAUUUCAGUUUUUUCUGCGGUGUCCGGCCUAGAAUUCUCAAUGUCUAGACAGCAUCACAAAUAUGUAGAAGUUCCAGUUGCAUGCAUCAUACUGAUUGGCCUGUUUGCUCUUCAACAUUAUGGCACCCACAGGGUCGGAUUCUUAUUCGCACCUGUGGUUACAACGUGGCUGUUAUGCAUCAGUUCUAUUGGCUUAUACAACAUUAUUCACUGGAAUCCUCAUGUGUACCGAGCACUAUCUCCUUAUUACAUGUUCAAGUUUUUGAAGAAAACUCAAAGAGGAGGAUGGAUGUCCUUGGGUGGGAUUUUAUUGUGUAUAACAGGUUCAGAGGCCAUGUUUGCUGAUCUCGGACACUUCUCGCAACUUUCAAUCAAGAUUGCUUUCACCUUUAUGGUAUAUCCAUCGCUUAUUCUUGCAUAUAUGGGCCAGGCAGCCUAUCUUUCCAUGCAUCAUGAAGUGGAGAACGAUUAUCGAAUUGGAUUUUAUGUAUCUGUACCAGAGAAAUUAAGAUGGCCCGUAUUGGCAAUAGCCAUACUUGCUGCAGUUGUGGGAAGCCAAGCGAUCAUUACUGGGACAUUUUCAAUCAUUAAGCAGUGCUCUGCGCUUGAUUGCUUUCCAAGAGUGAAAAUAGUUCACACGUCAUCCAAAUUCCACGGCCAGAUUUACAUCCCGGAGAUAAACUGGAUCUUGAUGCUCUUGUGCUUGGCAGUCACAAUUGGUUUUAGAGACACAAAGCGAAUGGGAAAUGCAGCAGGUUUGGCUGUUAUAACAGUCAUGCUGGUAACGACCUGCUUGAUGUCCCUUGUGAUUGUCCUCUGCUGGCACCGUAAUGUCCUCUUUGCAGUUGCCUUCGUGCUCUUGUUCGGGACAGUCGAGGCCCUCUACUUCUUGGCAUCCCUAAUCAAGUUCCUCGAGGGAGCUUGGGUGCCGGUUGCCCUCUCCUUCAUCUUCCUCCUUGUAAUGUACGUUUGGCACUUUGGCACCCUUAAGAAGUAUGAGUAUGAUAUCCAAAACAAGGUCUCCAUCAACUGGCUACUCAGCCUAAGUCCAAGCUUAGGCAUUGUUCGGGUCCGUGGAAUCGGGCUUAUCCACACAGACCUCGUGACGGGGAUCCCUGCAAUUUUCUCCCACUUUGUGACCAACCUCCCCGCAUUUCACCAGGUCCUUGUCUUCCUCUGUGUGAAGUCUGUCCCAGUCCCUCACGUGGGACCUGAGGAACGGUUCCUUGUGGGACGGAUUGGGCCCAGGGAAUGCAGGAUCUACCGAUGCAUUGUGCGGUAUGGUUACAGGGACUUCCACAGGGACGACGUGGAGUUUGAGAGGGACCUUGUGUGCAGCAUAGCAGAGUUCAUACGCUCUGAGAGCGGGGGGACUGUAAGUGCAAUCAAUAAGGAUUACGGGGAUAUGAAGGUCGUCGGUACUUGUUCGACCAACAUGGAGGGCGUCCACAUUAGCGAGGAAAAUGAUGUUGGAAAGGAAAUAACACAGAUGGAAAUGCCACAGCAGCAGAAGAAGAGGGUGAGGUUUGUCGUCCCGGAGAGCCCGAAGAUGGAUAAAGACUCGAUGGAGGAGCUGAGGGAGCUAAUGGAGGCUCGGGAAGCCGGGAUGGCUUACAUUCUGGGCCACUCCUAUGUGAAAGCGAAACAGGGUUCGGGAUUGAUCAAAAGGGUUGCGAUCAAUGUCGUGUACGAUUUUCUUAGGCGGAACUGCAGGGCUCCCACUUAUGCCUCGAGCGUGCCCCACGCUUCGACUAUCGAAGUCGGCAUGAUAUGCUAUCUGUAAUUUUGCGGUGAUCUAGUUAAAGUAGUUGGAAAGGAGAUGUUUGUCAGGAGUUUACUCAUACGUAAAGUUAGUAUAGCAGAGCGGAGUCAAGGCAGUAUGUUAUUACCACUAGUAGGAGGAGGAUCAAAGGGAAGGUAAAUAGCAAGAGGGAAGGGCCAAACGAAUGUCAAUGUAUAUGUCCAGUAUAUGUAAAAUGGGCUUUGGUGAAUGAAUUCGCUUCUCCUCGGCGGUUCUGUAUCGAACCGAUUUAAGAUCUAGUGAACAAGGAUGGAUCUUACCCCUGUUGCCGAUGA